UCCAGACGUUUGAAAGCUGGCACGGCGAGCACGACUGUUCGUUCUGUAGUGCCUCCCCAUCCCAUCCUGACUGAAAUACACUGUAACGUUACGAGCAUGGAACUGAAUGAUGCUAACCUACAAACCCUCACCGAGUUCCUCAGGAAGACACUGGACCCAGACCCAACAGUCAGACGCCCAGCUGAAAAGUUUCUUGAAUCUGUGGAGGGAAACCAGAACUACCCCUUAUUACUACUCACUUUGCUGGAGAAGUCCCAAGACAACGUGAUCCGCGUCUGUUCUGCUGUUACAUUCAAGAACUACAUCAAAAGAAACUGGCGCAUUGUUGAAGAUGAACCAAACAAAAUCUCUGAUCCAGACCGAACAGCUAUCAAAGCAAACAUUGUAAAUUUGAUGCUAAGCAGCCCGGAGCAGAUUCAGAAGCAGUUGAGUGAUGCUAUCAGUAUCAUAGGCAGGGAAGAUUUCCCUCAGAAAUGGCCUGACUUGCUAACUGAAAUGGUGACCCGCUUCAGAAGUGGAGACUUCCACGUCAUCAAUGGAGUGCUUCGCACUGCACAUUCCCUCUUCAAGAGGUACCGCCAUGAGUUCAAAUCAAAUGAGCUUUGGUCGGAGAUAAAACUAGUACUGGACACAUUUGCCCUGCCUCUGACAGAGCUGUUCAAGGCCACUAUUGAGUUGUGCCAGACUCACGCCACGGAUGUCAAUGCCUUGAAGGUCCUUUUCUCCUCCCUCACGCUCAUCUCCAAGCUUUUCUACAGUCUUAACUUCCAGGACCUUCCAGAGUUUUUUGAGGACAACAUGGAAACCUGGAUGACCAAUUUCCAUGGCCUGCUGACUUUGGAUAAUAAACUUUUACAAACAGAUGAUGAAGAGGAAGCAGGUCUCCUGGAGCUGCUGAAGUCUCAGAUCUGCGACAAUGCUGCUCUUUACGCUCAGAAGUACGAUGAAGAAUUCCAGCCGUAUCUGCCCCGCUUCGUCACUGCUAUCUGGAACCUUUUAGUGUCUACUGGACAGGAAGUCAAAUAUGACCUGCUUGUAAGCAAUGCUAUCCAGUUCUUGGCUUCAGUCUGUGAAAGGCCACACUACAAGCAUCUAUUUGAGGACCAGAAUACUCUCACUAGCAUUUGUGAGAAGGUCAUUGUGCCCAACAUGGAGUUCAGAAGUGCAGAUGAGGAGGCCUUUGAAGAUAACUCUGAGGAGUACAUCCGGAGGGACCUUGAAGGAUCUGACAUCGACACUCGUCGCAGGGCGGCAUGUGACUUGGUGAGAGGCCUUUGUAAGUUUUUCGAGGGCCCAGUCACAGCGAUCUUCUCUGGCUAUGUGAACUCAAUGCUGGCAGAGUACGCAAAGAACCCCGGGGAGAACUGGAAACACAAAGAUGCAGCCAUCUAUUUGGUCACGUCACUGGCGUCUAAAGCCCAAACACAGAAGCAUGGAAUAACACAAGCCAAUGAGUUGGUGAAUCUGAAUGAAUUCUUCGUGAAUCACAUUCUCCCAGACUUAAAAUCCCACAAUGUUAAUGAAUUUCCGGUGCUGAAGGCAGAUGCCAUCAAGUACGUCAUGAUCUUCAGAAGCCAGCUUCCGAAAGAGCAGCUGCUGCAGGCAGUUCCUCUGCUGAUAACCCACCUGCAGGCAGAGAGCACAGUGGAGCACACCUAUGCUGCCCAUGCUUUGGAGAGGCUGUUCACCAUGAGAGGCCCCAACAACACCACACUUAUCAGUCCUGCAGAGAUGGCACCUUUUACUGAACAGCUGCUCAACAACUUGUUCAAGGCACUGGCUCUUCCUGGGUCUGCAGAAAACGAAUACAUCAUGAAAGCCAUCAUGCGCAGCUUCUCCCUGCUGCAGGAGGCCAUUGUUCCCUACAUUCCCACUCUGAUUGGUCAGCUCACUCAUAAGCUCCUAUUAGUCAGCAAGAAUCCCAGCAAGCCUCACUUUAACCACUACCUGUUUGAGUCCCUGUGCCUGUCUGUCCGCAUCACCUGCAAGGCCAACCCCACUACUGUCAGCAGCUUCGAGGAGGCUCUCUUCCCAGUCUUCACUGAAAUCCUGCAGAAUGAUGUCCAGGAGUUUCUUCCGUACGUGUUCCAGGUGAUGUCUCUUCUCUUAGAGAUCCACUCCAACUCUAUUCCCUCGUCCUACAUGGCUUUGUUUCCUCACCUGCUGCAGCCAGUGCUUUGGGAACGGACAGGAAACAUCCCACCUCUGGUGCGCCUGCUUCAGGCUUACCUGGAGAAGGGAGGUGCCACUAUUGCAAGCAGUGCCGCAGAUAAAAUACCUGGCUUGCUUGGAGUUUUCCAAAAGCUUAUUGCCUCUAAGGCCAAUGACCACCAAGGUUUUUACCUCCUCAACAGCAUCAUAGAGCACAUGCCCCCAGAAUCACUCACUCAGUACAGGAAACAGAUCUUCAUUUUGCUCUUCCAGAGACUACAAAGCUCCAAGACCACCAAGUUCAUCAAGAGUUUCUUGGUGUUUGUCAAUUUGUAUUGUGUCAAAUACGGAGCUAUUGCACUUCAGGAGAUUUUUGACAGCAUCCAGCCAAAAAUGUUUGGUAUGGUGUUGGAGAAAAUAGUUAUUCCAGAGGUUCAGAAGGUGUCUGGAGCAGUGGAGAAGAAGAUCUGUGCUGUUGGCAUCACAAAAAUCCUUACAGAGUGUCCUGCAAUGAUGGACACGGAGUACACUAAAAUCUGGACCCCACUGCUCCAAGCCCUCAUUGGUCUGUUUGAGCUACCAGAAGAUGACAGCAUCCCGGAUGACGAGCACUUCAUCGACAUUGAAGACACACCGGGCUACCAGACGGCGUUCUCACAGCUGGCCUUUGCUGGGAGAAAGGAGCACGACCCGAUCGGAGACGCUGUCGGCAAUCCCAAGAUCCUGCUGGCACAGUCACUCCACAAGCUUUCUACUGCCUGUCCAGGAAGGGUACCUUCAAUGCUGAGCACCAGUCUGAAUGCAGAAGCCCUCCAGUUCCUGCAGGGGUACUUGCAGGCAGCCACUGUGCAGUUGGUUUGAAACUGAUGCAAUGGUGUUCACAUAAUAAGGAGACCACAAUACACUGCAGGAGUAGCCACAGAGGCCCCAGGUCACAGACCUGCUUCAGCUGAACUUGAGUCUUUACAGAUUUUGGUUUGCAUUGACAGUCAUUUGAUGGAUUUGCCAUAGAAAUAACUAUUUUGCCUGACUUUAGGGUGUGUUCUCUGAUGGAAGUUUUUUAAGGGUUUUUAAAGACAUGACCAAAAGUUGACAUAACUGAAUUGCUGUUUUGUGUUUGGGCCCUUUGUUUGCUGUGUAUCAAAGGCUAAACAAGUUCUGGAUAUCAAGUUCUGAUACAUUUUUCAGUUUAUUUCAAGAACAACAACCACAUCAGCAGAUCUAAAUUUCAACAGUAUUGAGGAAUGCUGAACAUCUGAAUCAUAUGGGAGAGAUUUCUUUAGCGCUUUCAUUUUGUUUUGUUUUUUUGGUAUGUUUGAUUUCCUUUUUUACGGUUAUGGAGACUGUAGUCUGUGGCUCAAACAUAAUGCUUAAUAUUUUUCCGUUGCAUGUUUCCUGUAGAUUUGUUUGUCUCGUCUUUGUUCCUGCACUGUUUGUUAAUGUGAAUAAAAAGAGGCACUUAUAUAGA
Molecule: messenger RNA, 3619 nt
Organism: Toxotes jaculatrix (banded archerfish)
Lineage: Eukaryota; Metazoa; Chordata; Actinopteri; Toxotidae
Gene: cse1l
Product: CSE1 chromosome segregation 1-like (yeast)
Exons: 25
Coding region: 97-3012 (971 amino acids)
Biological process (GO): protein export from nucleus; protein import into nucleus
Cellular component (GO): cytosol; nuclear envelope
Molecular function (GO): small GTPase binding; nuclear export signal receptor activity
Source: RefSeq, a predicted model, not a curated record